Phycomyces blakesleeanus NRRL 1555(-) is the source of this 378-nucleotide messenger RNA. RefSeq lists its product as hypothetical. The record is from RefSeq and is a predicted model, not a curated record. The transcript has 5 exons. NCBI's taxonomy places the organism in Eukaryota, Fungi, Mucoromycota, Mucoromycetes, Mucorales, Phycomycetaceae. The coding region runs from base 1 to 378 and encodes 125 amino acids.
AUGUGCCUCAAGUUAAGUUUUUUAUUUGUUUUGAAGUACAAGGACAUCAAGGCAAAAUCCAAACCCAAGAUUGGUCUGAUCCUUGUAGAAAUUCGUAGGCUAUCUAAGCACUCUUUAGUCCUUUUAAAUCAUUGCGUUAACCAUGUGCGGGUUACAUCUAUAUUUACAUCCAAGUGUAUCAAUCACGAGUCAAAAACAAAGCAUAUGAGAGAAGCAAUCCAAAACCUUUCCAAUACACCAAGAGAAUGCAAAGGACGCAUUGACGAGUUUGCUGCCAUUUCAUUGGCUCAGCCUGACAGACGAGUCACCAUCGUCUUACACAGCGGCUUUUUUUUUAGUGAACCUGAAGAAACUGGGAUCACUAUAGCUGUUAUUUGA